GGAUAGUAACCAGCCAAUCCCAGAGCAGGAGGCGGGGCUUGUUGGAAAGCGGGUGAAGGGGGUGGGAUUAGCGUUCAAUGGCACAGAGCGCGAGAGGAAUGAGCUAAUUUGUCUUUUUAUGAACACAGUGGUGUUUUAAAGCAGAGUCGUGUAAGAUGAAGUGUGUGUCGCUGCACCAUGACUUCAGUCCUGGUGACGUCGUGUUUGCCAAAAUGAAGGGAUAUCCUUUCUGGCCUGCCCGGAUUGCUGUUGGGAAGGCUCCAAGGAAUAAGGUCCCAAUCUUCUUUUAUGGAACACACCAGACAACGUCUCUAGUCCCUAAGGACAUUGUGCAUUACUGGCCCAACAAAGAGAAAUAUGGGAAGCCCAUCAAACGAGGAGGUUUUGAACAGGCCAUGUGGGAGAUCGAAAAUGACCCCGGGGUCGGCCUCAAAGGUCAAAAGAAAGCCGAUAUGGUGAGGAAGGUGCAGGAGACGCGGAGGAAGGCGAGGAGUGUGGAAAAGAAGAAGAAAAACGAGGCUGACACGCCCACUAAUGCUGCAACUCCGACAAAGAAUGAUAAAACACCUGUGAAAAACAGCACCACUCCGAAUAAACCGUCCACCUCAGAGACCCCGACGAGGAGACAGACGCCGAGCCGGGACAGAGAUGCCCGGAAGAAGACUGUAACACCUUCUGAAAAAGCGACAACUUCUGCUGAUAACGCAGCUCGUACUAAAAAACCCGCCCCACCCAAAAGGGUUGUCCUGGCCAAAAAAGCCAUUGUUGCUAAGACGACGAGUGCAGCGAAGAAGAAGGACGCCGCCAGGAAGAAGAUCCUUACCAAAGCGAAGAUGGUCAAAGCCAAGAAGACAACGAAGACUAAGCUGAAGAUAAAGCUGCCUAUCAGAGUGGAAAAGAACAAGCCCCGUACCCCAGAGACUCGGCACCGGACCCCAGAGACUCGUCUUCAAACCCCAGAGACUCGGCCCCCGAUCUCCAAGGGUUGGGUGAAGAUCACCGAUCCACAGCUACAGAGCCCAGAGACUCGGCCUCGGAUCUCCAAGGGUUGGGUGAAGGUCACCGAUCCACAGUUAGAGGCCCCAAAGACUCGGCCCCGGAUCUCCAAGGGUUGGGUGAAGAUCACAGAUCCACAGUUAGAGACCCCGGAGACUCGGCCCCGGCUCUGCAAGGGUUGGGUGAAGGUCACCGAUCCACAGUUAGAGAACCCUAAGACUCGGUCCCGAACCCCAGCAACUCAGCCCCGGAUUUCCAGAGGUUGGGUGAAGGUCACAGAUCCCCAGUUAGGGAACGCUGAGACUCUGCCCCGAACCCCAGCGGCUCAGUGCCAUGCCCCAGAGACUCGGCCCCGGAAUUCCAAGGGAUUGGUGAAGGUCACAGAGCCACAGCUGCGGACUCAGCUCAGAACUCCAGAGACGCCGCUCCAGACCACAGAGACUCGGCUCCCAGCCCCAGAGCCUCGUCUUCGAACCCCAGAGCCUCGUCUUCGAACCCCAGAGCCUCGUCUUCGAACCCCAGAGCCUCGUCUUCGAACCCCAGAGCCUCGUCUUCGAACCCCAGAGCCUCGUCUCCCAGCCCCAGAGCCUCGUCUCCCAGCCCCAGAGCCUCGUCUUCAAACCCCAGAGCCUCGUCUUCAAACCCCAGAGCCUCGGCUCAGAACCCCAGAGCCUCGGCUCAGAACCCCAGAGCCUCGGCUCAGAACCCCAGAGACUCGGCUCCCAGCCCCAGAGCCUCGGCUCCCAGCCCCAGAGCCUCGGCUCAGAACCCCAGAGACUCGGCUCCGGAAUCCCAAGGUCACAGAGCCAUGGCUACGGCGUCGAGAGACCCGGCUCCAAACCCCAGAGACCCAAGUAAAAACCACAGAUGCUCGGCUGAGGGUCACAGAGACUCAGGUGCAAACCCCAGAGCCACGGCUCCAGAACCCAGGCACUCUGCUCCUGAACCCCAAGACUUGGCUGAGGGUCACAGUGCCACGGCUCCAGAACCCUGAGACUCUGCUCCAUUGCUCCGAGACUCGCUUCCGCAACCCUGAGAUUCGGCUUCAAAACCUCAAAAUCUCAGCCUUAGGACACAAAUUCUCAGCUCCCGAACCCCAAGGUGACUCUCCAGUUGAACCCCAAGAUGCUGCUCGUGAAUCCCGAGAUGCAAUUUCUGAACCUUCAAAUGCAACUCCAGUGGAACCCCAAGUCACCACUCCAGUGGAACCCCAAGAGCCUGCUCCAGCUAAACCCAAAGUUGCUGUGCCAGUUGAAGCCCAAGAUGUUACUCCACUUGAACCCCAAGUUGCUUCUCUGGUCAAACCCCAAGGCGUUGCUCUGAGUGAGAUCUCAACCAGGAAACAGGAAGCAGAAGGUGAGGGAGAACGGAGAGUGCUGAGACGGAGGACAGAAGAGCAGAGGGAUAGAAACGAGAAGAGACAGAAGAAAGAGAUGGAGAAGAAACAGCCAGAGGAUGAAUGGAAGGAUGGAGCGGAGCGAAGGAAGAAGAAGGAGGAGAUUAUCCCAGCCAUCACUGACACUGUCUCCAGCCCUGCAGCCUCGAGAAGGAAGCAACAGGAAGAGAAACUCCGCCCCUCAGAGCCAGAAAACAGCGAGGUGGGAAAGCGGAAAAGGCGCGAGGCGGACGAGGGAGGACAGAGAGUGCUGAGACGGAGGACGGAAGAGCAGAAGGGAAAGAGGGAUAGAGAAGAAGAAACAGAGAAGAAGCAACUGGUGGUUGAGCGGAAGGAUGGAGAGAAGGUGGGAGGAAAGGAGUACAAGGGAGAGAAGAGGAAGAGAGAGGAGGAGGAGAAGAAGAAGAAGAGAGAGGAGGAGAUGGGGGAGAAGAAGCAGAGGAACGACGAUGCAGUAGAGAAGGCGACUGAGAAGAAGAGAGAGGAGGAGACUAAGAAGAAGAAAGGUGAGGAGGAGAUGGAGGAGGAGACGGGAGAGAAGAGGAAGAGAGAGGACGAAGAGGAGGAGAAGAAGAGAAAGGAGGAGACGGAGAAGAGGAAGAGAGAGGACGAGGAGGAGGAGAAGAAGAGAAAGGAGGAGACAGAGAAGAGGAGGACGAGAGAGGAAGAGAAGAAGAGAAAGGAGGAGACGAGAGAGAAGAGGAAGAGAAAGGAUGAGGAGGAGGAGAAGAGAAAGGAGGAGACAGAGAAGAGGAGGACGAGAGAGGAAGAGAAGAAGAGAAAGGAGGAGGAGGAGAAGAAGAGGAAGAGAGAGGAAGAGAGGAAGAGAGAGGAGGAGGAGGAGAAGAAGAGGAAGAGGGAGGAAGAGAGGAAGAGAGAGGAGGAGGAGGAGAAGAAGAGGAAGAGAGAGGAGGAGGAGGAGAAGAAGAACCAGAGGAACAAAGAUGUGGUAGAGAAGGUGACUGAGAAGAAGAGAGAGGAGGAGAUGGAGAAGAAGAAGAAAGGAGAGGAGGAACUGAGGGAGACGAAGAAGAGAGAGGAGGAAACGAGGGAGAUGAAGAAGAGAGAGGAGGAGACAGGGGAGGAGAAGAAGGGAGGGGAAGAAAUGAGGGAGAAGAAGGGAGAGGAAGAAAUGAGGGAGAAGAAGCAGCUGGAUGAGAAGCAAAGGAACGAAGAUGCAGGAGAGGAGGAGAUGAAGAAGGGAGAGGAGGAGGAGUCUGCAAAAGAGAAAGACUUGGAGGAUGAAAAGAGGAAGCAAAGGAGUAGAGUGUUGGCGGAGAGGAGGAUGAGUGUGUUAAAGUCUCUUCAGGGCUUGGUGACGUCCACCAGAAGCAGAACGCAGAGACAGGGCACAAACCAAGCGGAGAAGGACGACAAGAGCAACGGAGAAGACAGAAAGGAAGAGACGGAGAGAGAGAGGAGAGGAGAGACGGAGCAGACGGAGGAGCUGAGUAAACAUAAAGGAGAAGAGGACAGAGUGGACAAACGAAGAGUUUCAGUUUCAGCUCCUGCUCUAUCAGUCACAGACUCUCUGCUGUACAGACUGCAUGGUGACAUCAGGAUCUCCAUGACCCUCGAAAAGCCCGAUGUGAAUAAGUGUUUGUUGGCGUUGGAUGAGUUGAGUUCGGUGUCUGUUUCCUCGCGACACAUUCAGAACCACAGCGAGCUCAUCGACACACUCCGCAAGAUGCGGUGGUUCCGGGGCAGUGAAGCGAUCAUGUUUAAAGCGUCCAUGCUGUACUACCGCUUUAAGAACAUUUAUCUGAUCGGAGAACCGGAGGACACACUCAGCCCCGAGUACAUCCACUCACUGCAGGAGGAGAGAGAGAGACAGGAGGAGCAACACACACCUCAGACUGCGGCCGUGGAGGAGAACCAUACACACACCAGCAAUCUCACCCAGCACAGUGACUCUGCAGCAGAGACGAGCUGAAACACACACACACACACACACACGUUUGGAGUUCUUUAUGGAUGUCCAGAUGUUAAAUCGGUGCUCCAUGAUGAUCAACAAUAAGCUUAGCAUCUCAUGCACCCACACACACACACACACACACACACACACACACGCUUGCAUUACACACUUCUGCUUGCUCUGAGAAGAUUAAAGGAACAGUUCAUACAGAAUGCUAACCUGCUAACAGUGACCUGAUUAGCAUUAUGGACAUGGAGUCAUGCUAAUGAGUGACCAGACUCCAUUCACUGUUAGCAGUGUUAGCAUGCUAGCUCCAGUUAUUCCUCUUUAAUUAUAAUAAUCUGCAAUGCUAUUAUUGUAUGUGCGUCUGCGGGGACGCACGCUAACCCCUGCUCACGUCCACACGUCUGCGGGGUCGCGCGCUAACCCCUGCUCAUGUCCACACGUCUGCGGGGUCGCGCGCUAACCCCUGCUCACGUCCACACGUCUGCGGGGUCGCGCGCUAACCCCUGCUCUCGUCCACACGUCUGCGGGGUCGCGCGCUAACCCCUGCUCACGUCCACACGUCUGCGGGGUCGCGCGCUAACCCCUGCUCACGUCCACACGUCUGCGGGGUCGCGCGCUAACCCCUGCUCACGUCCACACGUCUGCGGGGACGCACGCUAACCCCUGCUCACGUCCACACGUCUGCGGGGACGCACGCUAACCCCUGCUCACGUCCACACGUCUGCGGGGACGCACGCUAACCCCUGCUCACGUCCACACGUCUGCGGGGUCGCGCUAACCCCUGCUCACGUCCACACGUCUGCGGGGUCGCGCUAACCCCUGCUCACGUCCACACGUCUGCGGGGACGCACGCUAACCCCUGCUCACGUCCACACGUCUGCGGGGACGCGCGCUAACCCCUGCUCACGUCCACACGUCUGCGGGGACGCAUGCUAACCCCUGCUCACGUCCACACGUCUGCGGGGUCGCGCUAACCCCUGCUCACGUCCACACGUCUGCGGGGACGCACGCUAACCCCUGCUCACGUCCACACGUCUGCGGGGACGCGCGCUAACCCCUGCUCACGUCCACACGUCUGCGGGGUCGCGCUAACCCCUGCUCUUGUCCACACGUCUGCGGGGACGCACGCUAACCCCUGCUCACGUCCACACGUCUGCGGGGACGCACGCUAACCCCUGCUCACGUCCACACGUCUGCGGGACGCGCGCUAACCCCUGCUCGGGACAGCGGGACUGCGGCUCUGUCUCAUUUACAGCAUUAAGGGUUCUUUCGUUAAGAGGGAGUCUGCGUCUGUGUUUUAGACGUUCAUCGUAUACCAUGUUUUAAACUUAAAUGUGAUUUAUAUUUAAAUCUGCUGAACUGUAAAUCACUACUGAUUGGCUGAGCAGGGACACGUACACGCACACAGACACACACACACACACACACACACACACGCGCACUCAUUUCUGUUGGACGUGUCCUGAGAUUAACACACUAACAUUUCAUCACAGUAUUCCAGCAUUAUCACAUUCUACUGAUCUAAAACAAUAGAAUGUCAUUCAUCACCACAAACAUCAGAGGACGGACUGAGAGAAGGACGGACGGACGGACUGAGAGAAGGACGGACGGAUGGAGGACCGGCAGACAUGCGUAACGAGACAGACGCAUAAGCAAAUAAAAUAACAGGGAGACAGAGAGAUGAAGAGAUAGAAAGACAGACAGAAGGCCGGAAGAUGUGUAGAGAGACAGAAUGAUCAUCUUUCUUUCUUUCUUUCUAACUAUGUCUACCUGACAAAGAGAUGGACAGAAAGACAGACAGACAGAAACGGGCAAAUAGAAUGACAGAAGGACAGACAACAGCAUAAAGUAAGAGACGCAAAGAUGGACAGAAAGUCAGACAGAAAGACACUCAGGUGGACAGACACAUGGGCACAAAGAAUGACAGAGAGACAGUUAAUCAAAUAUGAACAGUAGACAGACAGAUGAUCAGACAGAUGAUCAGACAGAUGAUCAGACAGAUGAUCAGACAGCUUCUUCUCCUGACUGAAACACACUCUGACACUCUGAGUCGUCUCUGAUAUAUUGCUAAACUGAUUAUCAGUACAGGCGGUUACCACGGAAACAGUACAGCUCAACUCACACUGCAGGUCCUUCCCUGCACACACACACACACACACACACACACACACACACACACACACACACACACACACAGUCAGCGUUCUGUGUGUAAAUGUAGGAGUGUUAGUGUGUGUUGAUGUUUUAUCUCACUCUGUAGCGUUUAUUCUCAGCUUAUUCUCAGGAUCUUUAUUUUAUCAGUUUUUUUUUUUUUUUACUGCAGUUUCAUUUUUAUAAACACGUUCUGCAUUACAGAGACGGAUCAGAUCUCACACACCACCACUACAGCAUCUCUCCUCUCCUCCCCUCUUCACUUCUCUCCUCUCCCCUUUUCUUCUCUCCUCUUCUCUUCUCUUCACUUCUCUCCUCUUCUCUUCUCUCCUCUCCUCUUCUCUCCUCUCCUCUUCUCUUCUCUCCCCUUCACUUCUCUCCCCUUUUCUUCUCUUCUUUCCUCUUCUCUUCUCUUCUCUCCCCUUCUCUUCUCUUCUCUCCUCUUCACCUCUCUCCUCUCCUCUUCUCUUCUCUCCCCUUCACUUCUCUCCCCUUUUCUUCUCUCCUCUCCUCUUCACUUCUCUCCCCUUUUCUUCUCUUCUUUCCUCUUCUCUUCUCUCCCCUUUUCUUCUUUCCCCUACUCUUCUCUCCCCUACUCUAUUCUCCCCUUCUCUUCUCUUCUCUCCCACAUGACACUCCUGCAGUACAUUAUUAAUUACUGGUGUAAUGGAUGACUCCGUCCCAGCUUUAUAAAGUGUAUAUUAAACAUUACUGAUAUUAAAACUACACACCUGUAUAAGCAUGCCGUGUUCCAAUAAUGACGCUCUGUGAUUAAUGAACUCGUCCUCCAUCUUAAUUCACGCUAUCGAAUGUUUGAGAUGUGAAGUGUUCAUCUUAGCUUUAUUUAAUGUUUAGCUUCUUUUUCUGAUUCACUAAAUCAUCCUGUGUGUGUGUGUGUGUGUGUGUGUGUGUGUGUGUGUGUGUGUGUGUGUGUGUGUGUGUGUGUGUGUGUGUGUGUGUGUGUGUGUGUGUGUGAGAUCGUUCUGAAGUGGACGAGGGUGUGUGUAAAGGUGUUUUAGGUAAGAUUAACGGUUAAGUAGGUGAGUUCGACGUUUAUCUACGUAAAUUGCAGGUUAUUUGUACAAGUAAAAAGUUUUUAAACGUUGAUUAUUGCGUCUUUAAGAUUUAAAUCAGAAUAAAUCUGAGAUUAAUAAACUGAUUAAACACACAGAUAAAUCAGCGACGGUGUGUAUUUAUUCUGAAGCCUCCACACGCACCUGCACACUGCUUUAUACUGUAAUCAUUAAACUGUGUUUUUACAGGAUUUUAAGAUUGUUGUGUAAAUAGUUGUGUGUGUGUGUUUCUCACACUGUGUAAAUCCACAUUGUUUCUGCUCAUUGUGAAUAAAAAAUGUUUUCUUUACUGUCA
This is a messenger RNA of Pangasianodon hypophthalmus (striped catfish), 7832 nucleotides long. RefSeq names its product golgin subfamily A member 6-like protein 24. Gene Ontology annotation, biological process: regulation of transcription by RNA polymerase II. The transcript is spliced from 14 exons. Bases 156 to 4325 code for a protein of 1389 amino acids. Gene Ontology annotation, cellular component: nucleus. Lineage: Eukaryota; Metazoa; Chordata; Actinopteri; Siluriformes; Pangasiidae. The record is from RefSeq and is a predicted model, not a curated record. Gene Ontology annotation, molecular function: transcription coregulator activity; double-stranded DNA binding.